This is a messenger RNA of Pyrus x bretschneideri (Chinese white pear), 1627 nucleotides long. Its product is annotated as probable membrane-associated kinase regulator 4. Gene Ontology annotation, cellular component: plasma membrane. Gene Ontology annotation, molecular function: kinase inhibitor activity. The record is from RefSeq and is a predicted model, not a curated record. Lineage: Eukaryota; Viridiplantae; Streptophyta; Magnoliopsida; Rosales; Rosaceae. The transcript has a single exon. The coding region runs from base 151 to 1239 and encodes 362 amino acids.
GAUUAGUUUUUCUUUGUUUUAAAAAGUGCUCUGCCACUUCCUACGCCAAGCUCUCCUCCCCAUAAUUAAGCUUAAGCAACUUCACACACAGAGAAUCUACUAUCUAGAGAGAGAGAAACUAGACAGAGAGAGAGAAAAGUGUCAGAUGCGAUGGCCAGAAGCCAAGCUCCAGGUGAUCAUAGUUCAGAUGAAGACUACAUAGACAUGGAAGUGAGCUCUUCCUCCAGCUUCUUAUGCUAUUCCAUCAGCUCUCCACCACAAACCAGAGAGUUUGAGUUCCAGAUGUCCUCACUUUGUCAAGACAAAGAAACCACAAAUUCCCCAGCAGAUGACCUCUUCUACAAAGGUAAGCUCCUCCCGCUCCACCUCCCACCUCGCCUGCAAAUGGUCCAAAAGAUCCUCCAAACCUCCAACAACAAAACACAGGAAGCCAUUGACGAAAGCUUCAGCAAAACGGAAAGCUCCAGUAUCCCAUUGGACCAGUCCUACAAUAUCGCCCCCUCAGAGUCCUGCAGGGUCAGCAGUGAACUCAACUCAGAUGAGUACCUCUCCGAAUGGACGGCUGACAUGUGUGUGAAUUUCAUUGGUGGGCACAAUGAUCAUCAAAAGAAAUCUUGGUCUACAAAGCUGAAGCAGAUCAAGCAGUCCUCAUUGGGUCAAAAGCUCAAGGCUUCAAGGGCAUAUGUGAAGUCCCUGUUCAGAAAAACCACCUGUGCGGAUGACUACAACUCAUGUGCCGAAGCAGAAGCAGAAAGUGGCUCAAAAGUCAGAGACUUUUGCUCCAACAAGUACAUGAAAGUGGCUGAGAAAACCCCAUUUGGAAGAGUCGACGGUGGCAGAUUCCAAAUAUCAUCAGCCACUCUCAUGAAAAGGAUUGGGAAAGAAAUGGCCGAGGAAAACUCAAACACCCACAGAAAAUCCUUCUGUGGGGCAAUUCAACAUUCAACUGCCCUGCAAUCUCUGUGUUCACCUACAUCUUCCUCCGUUUCUUCGUCUUCCUCGUCUUCUUUCUCCUUCAGCUCAAGUGGGUUCUCAGAUUUGCAGCUGCUGAAGCGAAGUACGAGUGCAAAUUCAGAGCUUGAGAGCUCAAUCGAGGGGGCAAUUGCUCAUUGCAAACAGUCCCAGCAGCUGUUGAGUUCAAGAAUGCAGUUUGUGGGGGUCAAGAGAUCUCACCAAGGUUCAUCCAAUAAUCCUAUGAGAGACGCACACAUGAAUAAUUUGAUUGCAUUAUAUGAUUGAGAUUUUGAGAAUUUGAGAUGGGUUUUCUCUGUUAAUCUCUCUUUUGAAUUUUCGGGGUCCAAUAAAUAUGCAGUAUGCAGUGUGAUUGAUGUACAGGCAUCUGCUUUUUGCACGUUUUUCAGCAGUGUUAGAGCGGAGACCUCGUUCUUGGGGUUUUCAUUCACUUGCGGAUUUAACCGUUCAAAUCAUAAAGUUUAAGCCAACUCUCUCUGGUUCCCCAACUUUUAUGGUACUUGAGAAGUUUUGUAGUUGUGAUUGAUUUCCACAAUCCUUUGUUUGAUUCUCGUUGUUACUUUUUGGAUGAUACAUUAUUGUUUUAUUGAGUGCAAGUGUCCAGUGAGUCUGAGAAAUAAAGUUGCAAAAAGCACUUGACGCUGUUCUGGCUGGA